AUGCCCAAUUUGGAGCAACUUAAACAGCAGCGCGCUAAUCUGCGUCGAAACAUAUCGCGCAUUCGCAAUUCUGUCGACACAAAACUUGCAAUUUCAUCCGCUGAAUUGAAUUGUCGUUUGGCUAUAUUAGAGGCCUACUUUAAGCAAGUUAUGACAGUUCAGACCGAAAUUGAGCAGCUGGAUCCAGACGAAGCAGAGCGUGAGACCAGAGGAGAAAUAGAAGAUACGUACGUCGCUAUCAAGGUGUGCAUUAAUGAGCAGCUAGGUUCAGAUGCCCACAAUUUGACUGUUGCUGACUCAGUUCAUUGCGCUUCUCACUCAACUUCUAUGAAGCUGCCACGUCUGUCACUACCAGUUUUUGAUGGAAAAUACUCCGACUAUAAAAACUUUAUAACAUCGUUUAAGUUAGUCGUUGAUAAGCAGUCUACUUUGUCAUCCAUCGAAAAGUUCAAUCAACUAAUCAAUUGCUUACGUGGCCCGGCCUUAGAAACUGUCAAGGCUUUUCAAAUCACUUCGGAAAAUUAUUCAAAGGCGCUGGAACGCCUCAAGGCCCGCUACGAUAAUCCAACGCUCGUAUUCUUGGACAACAUAAAUUCGCUUUUUACUUUACCUAGUGUUUCAAGGUCAAAUGCGAAACAGCUUCGUAGCCUGAUCGACAACUCAUCAGCCUUGUACAAUUCAUUGUUGUCACUGGGUAAUGCAUCGCAAAUUGCUGAGGCUAUGCUUAUCUCCAUCGUUAUGGAAAGGGUGGAUCAAGACACCAAAAAGAAAUGGAAUGAGCAUUUGAACUUCAGCGAUCUUCCUACAUGGACAUCCUGCGUUUCGGUUGUCGAACGACAUUGCCAAUUCUUGGAGUCAAUAAGUAAGCCCGGUACCGAUAGUAGCGCGAGUCAGCAAGCUAUUGGUAAGCCACGAAACCAAAAACACCAGCGCCAAGGGUUGACUUUCAACUGCACAUCGCAAACGUGUCAUUCAUGCGCUAGCACGGAGCACAGAACUUACAGGUGUCCUCAAAUCGUUGGUGCUACACUCAAUCAGCGUUAUGACAUCACUAAGCGACUGGGACUUUGUCUCAAUUGCUUGGGCAAGGGUCAUCAGGCUGCGAAAUGCCCAUCCACACACAGGUGUCGAUCGUGUUCUCGCUCCCAUCAUACACUAUUGCAUCGUGAUUCAGCUGGUAUGUCUUCGUCUCCACCGCAGUCAACUCCGCAACUCCCUGAAGUACCACAGAAGAACUCAGAAGCAGCUGUUCACACUCACACCGGCUUGAAUCGAAUAAUUUUAGCCACAGCUUUGGUUCUGGUCAAGGAUGCGUCAGGCUGUUAUAAAAUUGGUCGUGCGCUCCUAGACUCUUGUUCACAAGUCAAUUUCGUAUCGGAUCAAUUCGCACAGGCUCUCCGAUUACCUCGCAAACGAAGCCAUAUGGAAAUUCGCAGCAUUGGAGAAUCCCAGACUCAGAUAAAACAUCGAACGUCUACAACAAUCAAGUCACGUUUUGGAGAAUUCGAACUACCGCUAGAUUUCUGUGUUACUUCGAAUAUUGCAUAUCAUCCAGACACAGAAAUUGAUAUCUCAUCAUGGAAGCUGCCUCAAAAUACUCCGUUGGCCGACGAAGGGUUCAACAAAGCUCGUCCUAUUGAUUUGCUGUUAGGGACAGAAGCAUUUUUCGACAUCUUAUCCAUUGGCCAAAUCAGGCUUGGUGUAAAUAUGCCAGUGUUGCAGAAGACGCUCCUUGGAUGGGUAGUUUCGGGCCGUUGCCAAACCGGCUCCACCACAUCACACAGUUACUCGAUUUCCAUGGACGAAGUCAUCAACAACAACAUAGAACGCCUGUGGCGCAUUGAAGAGGUUAACACUUCUGUGGACAUUUACACUCCAGAGCAGCGCAGUUUUGAAGAGGCUUUCAAAAACACCAUUCGCCGACAACCUGAUGGCCGAGUGGUAGUUCGCCUCCCAUUCAAAGAUGAUCCUGGUUUGUUAGGUCACUCGUAUGAAAUUGCCCGUAAACGUUUUGAAGCUCUUGAGCGCCGCUUGAGCCGCACAUCAGAUGUGAAAAGGCAAUACGCAGAUUUUAUGUUAGAGUACGAACAGUUGGGCCAUAUGAGCUUGGUGACAACACCGAAGUUGGAUGUCCCACAUUUUUACAUACCGCACCACUGCGUACUCAAGCCGAACAGUACCACUACGAAAUUAAGAGUGGUUUUCGAUGCCUCUUGUCGGACAACGACACAAAGGUCUCUGAACGAUUUACUAAUGGUCGGACCGACCAUACAGCCCGACUUGUACACGUUACUUCUACGCUUCCGUACAUAUCGUUAUGCAAUUACCGCCGAUGUCGUCAAGAUGUUCAGACAGAUUCUUGUCGACCCCCCUGAUCGCAAGUUUCAAUAUAUACUUUGGAGAAGUACACCCGAUCAACCAUUACGCACAUUUGAACUGAAUACAGUCACUUAUGGGACUGCUACCGCGCCAUAUCUCGCUAUACGUAGCAUGCAAUACUUAGCUGAGCAAUGCAUGGACGAGUUCAAGGUAGGAGCCGAGGCUAUAAAAUCAUCGUUCUACGUUGAUGAUUUCAUUUGUGGAGCUAACACGUUGGAAUGCCUUCAUCAAAUCAAAACGGAGGUAAUUGAGAUACUUCGUCGUGGUAGAUUUGAGCUAGCGAAAUGGCACUCGAACUAUAGCGAGUUUGUUAAUGACUGUACGAUUAAAGAUCUUAACUUAGAAGACGAUUCAGUAACCAGCACUCUGGGCUUAAGGUGGGAUCAACGAGAAGACGUCUUUAUGUUUGCAUUUGUACUCAAGCGCACAUCACAUGCUGUCACGAAGCGGUCUAUACUAUCAAUUGCUUCGUCUCUCUUUGACCCGUUGGGCUUGGUGUCACCUAUCAUCAUACUUGCAAAAAUACUUAUACAAGAGCUUUGGUUGCUAAAAUUACAGUGGGAUGAGUCAGUUCCGCACAACAUUCACACCGCAUGGACAUCGUUCCUCUCAUCGCUUUCAUCGUUGGAAUCGCUAACUAUACCGCGCUAUUGCCUUCAACCCAGCGUUCAGAGCCUUCAGUUGCACGGCUUCUGUGAUGCCGCAAUUAGGGCUUAUGGAUGCUGUAUAUAUGCACGCACAGUUGACCCUAGCGGUGAAGUCAAGGUCACGUUGAUUACAUCCAAGUCGAGAGUCGCCCCAACGAGGAAACUGUCAUUGCCCAAAUUGGAAUUAUGCGGUGCUCAUUUGCUGUCACAACUUUACGCUAAAAUAAAGGUGAAUUUCGGCGAUACCCAAUAUACAACGUAUCUAUGGAGCGAUUCACAAAUCGUUCUACACUGGAUUCAACAGCAUUCCGCCGCACUAUCUACGUUCGUAGGAAAUCGUAUUUCUGAAAUACAACAAAAAACAUCUUGUUGCGAAUGGAAAUACGUUUCAACGCACUAUAAUCCAGCUGAUCUGCUUUUCAGGGGGUGCUCAGUAGUGAGCUGCAGCAGUCCAUAUGUUUCGAAGGGCCGGAAUACCUGCAACGCCACCAAGACGAGUGGCCGACGCACCAUCGAGGUGAUAUUGCUCAAAAUAUAG
Molecule: messenger RNA, 3564 nt
Organism: Rhagoletis pomonella (apple maggot)
Lineage: Eukaryota; Metazoa; Arthropoda; Insecta; Diptera; Tephritidae
Exons: 1
Coding region: 1-3564 (1187 amino acids)
Molecular function (GO): nucleic acid binding; zinc ion binding
Source: RefSeq, a predicted model, not a curated record